Molecule: messenger RNA, 2201 nt
Organism: Juglans microcarpa x Juglans regia
Lineage: Eukaryota; Viridiplantae; Streptophyta; Magnoliopsida; Fagales; Juglandaceae
Product: putative E3 ubiquitin-protein ligase XBAT35
Exons: 11
Coding region: 363-1859 (498 amino acids)
Molecular function (GO): protein binding
Source: RefSeq, a predicted model, not a curated record
AUAUUCACAACCACAAUGGCUAACGUAAUUUUCUCAGGGAAAGAACUUGGAAAUUUCCUUCUUGACUUCCCAAAGAUCCUUCUUUGCUAAGAAAUGCGAACCCGAUUAUUAAUUAUCAAAAUAAAUAUAUUUAAUUAUUAUUAUCCAUCUCUAUUCCAUUAUUAGCCUUCGAUUGUCGAAACGCCUUUGUGAUCCUGGAGGUUUCUCUCUUGAUUAUCCAUAAGGCUCGAGUUUUCCUCUAUACUUCUGGAUCCGUGUAUUUUCCAGGAAGUUAUUUUCCAGGAAGAAGUUCACGACUUUCCUGGAAAAUAUAUUUACUUUUUCCUUCAAAACCCGUGGGAUCUCACGCUCUUGGUUUCAAAAUGGGACAACAGCAAUCCAAGGAAGAGCUGCUCUACCAGCAAGUCAAUUAUGGGAACGCGGAGGGCAUCAAAGCCCUUUGCAGAGAAGGUGCAGGCCUCGAGUGGAUUGACAGAGAGGGGAAAACCCCUUUGAUUGUAGCAUGCUUGAAUCCGGACCUUUAUAACGUUGCAAAAACUUUGAUAGAGCUCGGCGCCAAUAUCAAUGCUUAUCGACCUGGUCGCCAUGCUGGAACUCCUUUACACCAUGCAGCUAAAAGAGGCCUUGAAAAUACUGUGAAGUUACUACUUUUGCAUGGAGCAAAUGCGCUGUUAAUGAAUGAUGAUUGCCAAACUCCUCUUGAUGUUGCUAGGGCCAAGGGGCACAGUAACGUAGUUCGUGCCAUUGAGGGUCAUAUUUGCUUAUUCUCUGGUUGGCUGCGGGAGCUUUAUGGGCCAGGUUUUCUUGAAGUAUUGGCACCUCAAUUAGUCUCAAGAAAAGUUUGGGUUGUCGUUUUACCCUGUGGUUCACGUAAUCCUAUGAAGCCUUUUAAGUUGGAGCUUGCAAUAUACCCGAGUUUACAGGUUGCCCAGCCACGUGCAGUUAUCUCAUUAUGGAAAGCCAAUUUGGAAGAAUCAAAUCUACUCCAGUCUGAUCCUUCAGUGAUAGUACAUGAUACCUCCACCAUGUCGAGAGGCAGGAGGCGGAGACGAUGUGUUUACACCUCCCGAGAGGCGAGGUGUAGCCCUCGAAAACUUAGGCAAACACGCAUUAAGCUUGCACCUGCUAGUGAAAGUGACAAACAACAACUUCGAUGGUUUGUUGAUGCAUGCAAGGGAAUUCCACAGGCAAUGCAUCCUCCUGCAUUUUUGCAUAAUAAUCAGGCCCCAGUUGUUCCAGCCACUGCACCACCAGCUGCUGAAGAUUUGGAAAUGGCAAUGGCAAUGGCUAUCAGUGCCUCAAUUCAGUCUGCUGAGAGACCAUCUUUUCUCGACGCCCAUCCAAGCUCUGAAGCAAGCUCAUCCACUAGUUGGAAUAACUCUAUGAACAUGAGCAGUCAGAGUGGUUUGGAUGUAGCAAUAGCACCUGCUCCAAAUACUAGUUCCGAGUGGCCAGUGGAUGAAAAUGGCCCAGAUGACAAUUCAAGUCAGCAAACCCAGAACAACUACAUUACUUCAACUCAAAAAAAUCCUGACCCAGGUUUGGUCCCAUCAGCUCCAUCAAUGGCUGAUGAGAUUGUGGAAGACGGUCCUAUUCAAUACCCAUCAAUUGAUUCCACUCGUGUUGACUUGUCGUCCCAAAUAGCCGAGGAUGUACCUGCGACAACAGGUGAAAAGAAAGAUGAUGGAGGUGCAUCAUCAUGUGUGAUAUGUUUGGAUGCUCCAGUUGAGGGGGCAUGCAUUCCAUGUGGCCACAUGGUUGGAUGCAUGUCUUGUUUGAACGAGGUAAAAACCAAGAAGUGGGGUUGCCCUGUUUGUCGUGCCAAGAUUGACCAGGUUGUAAGGCUGUAUGCUGUUUGACCGUUGAGGCAGAAUCUGGAGAAGCUCUAAAUGAUGUGAAAAGAAGUUUGCAAUUAGAGAAAGUUGUCGGGAGAAAUCGGCACUGUCUAUCUGGAUGUUAUGCCUCCUGAAUGAGAAGCACAAGAGCGAGGCUGCCUACGAAACACUCUACUUCUAGUACUUUGUAGUAUGUGUGUGGACAAUUUACAGUUAUUAUUGGAGCCAGGAGAGAUCAGAGCAUGAUUGGGGUACCUAAAAGCAAGCCGUUUUAAGUUAUAAGUCAAUAGUUCUAUACAAUAUACUUGUGUAUGGGCCAAUUGAAACCAGGAAGAUUGAGAUUGGUGUAAAAAAAACUGUUGCAUA